UAUAGUGCUAGAAGAGCAGCCGCGACGGUGGGUGGAUUAAUGUGUGGAUGUAAAUGCGUUAAGUCAUUUUCCCUCGAGGUCGGUCUGGAUUUCUUUACCUUAAUUGACAGUAAAAUACAAAUAGACCUGAUACGCAGAGGUUAAAUACCCUGACGGCGUUCAUAUCAGGCUCUCCGCGUGCACACAGAUGUGUGAGCAGUGCUGCGUUGGGAGAAUGCGGUAAAACCGGCUUCUCAUUCGCGAGCUACGACGGAAACUUGAAUUCAUCUCAGUUUAUGCGCAAGCCGGUGUGACAGAGUAUGUAACUCAUACGGAGAUUAAUUUCACAGCGACAUCCACCCAUCCAUUUAGCCCUCCAUCCUUCCCUCCAUCCCAGAGGGAAGUUCCUUUGCAGAAAAAAAAACGGCCGUUCAGCUCUCCUCCGUUUAGCCAUCACUGUUCCCAUGAUGAUGUGAGGUAGCGGUCCGGUCCCUCUGGCAACAAGGACAAAUCUCGCUCUCGUGUGGGUUCUGACUGUGUUAUGCUCGGCUGGGAAAUUAACAGUGGACCAGUAGAGCAAACCGGCUGCUGUUCUUUCACAUGGGCGAAGACGAGGAGGGGGUCUGCGCCCAGAUUCGCCACGGAGGAAACGAAGAAAACGGAGAUAGCGGAACAUCUCUGGACCCGGACAGAGAGAGGAAAUAUGCGGAGCUGUUCAAGCAGCUGGACUUGAAUAACGAUGGCAAGGUUGACAUCAAUGAACUACGGACCGGACUGGCAGCCCGAGGUUUACACCGGGGAGAGGCGGAGGAGAUAGUCCUUGAGAGCGACAUCAACCAUGAUGGCCUGCUGGACUUCCAGGAGUUCUCCCAGUACCUGUGGGCUCAUGAGAAGAGGCUGUGGAACAUAUUCCACAGUCUUGACCGCAACAAUGAUGGUCGAAUUGAUGUUGGGGAGAUCCAGCACUCACUGCACAAGCUUGGUGUGGAGGUUACCACAGAGCAAGCCUCCAGGAUACUGCAGAGCAUGGACAGGGAUGGCACUAUGACCAUUAACUGGAAUGAAUGGCGUGAUCAUUUCUUGUUCAACCCUUUUCACAACAUGGAGGAGAUCGUCCACCACUGGAAACACUCCCAUAUGUUUGACAUUGGGGAACAUCUGACGGUGCCAGAUGAGUUCUCAGAGCGUGAGCGGCGGUCAGGCCUGGUAUGGAGACAGCUGGUUGCUGGAGCGAUGGCAGGGGCCGUGUCCCGGACAGGAACUGCUCCUCUGGACCGACUGAAAGUCUUCCUGCAGGUACAUGGCUCUACAUCUCGGGGGAUUAAUCUUUGGUCCGGGCUGAGGGGGAUGGUCCAGGAGGGAGGUGUCUUCUCACUCUGGAGGGGAAAUGGCAUUAAUGUCCUCAAGAUUGCCCCUGAAUCUGCCAUUAAGUUUAUGGCCUAUGAACAGAUCAAGUGGCUGAUCCGAGGAAGUAGAGAGGGGGGCGGUUUAAGAGUACAAGAGAGGUUCAUUGCUGGCUCUCUGGCAGGAGCUACCGCCCAGACCAUCAUCUACCCCAUGGAGGUGCUGAAGACUCGUCUGACAAUAAGAAAGACGGGGCAAUACUCAGGUAUGGCUGAUUGUGCCAGACAGAUCCUGAAGACAGAGGGAGUCCGAGCUUUCUACAGGGGCUACCUGCCAAACACAUUGGGCAUCAUCCCUUAUGCUGGCAUUGACUUGGCUGUGUAUGAGACUUUGAAGAAUGCCUGGCUCCAGAGGUACUGUGUAGAUUCAGCGGAUCCAGGAGUGUUGGUCUUGCUGGGCUGUGGUACUGUCUCUAGUACCUGUGGCCAGCUGGCGUCCUAUCCCCUCGCUCUCAUUCGGACACGUAUGCAGGCACAAGCCAUCACUGAGGGUGUACCCAAGCUGUCCAUGUUGGGCCAGUUUAAAUACAUCAUAUCCCAUGAAGGUGUGCCGGGCCUGUAUCGCGGCAUCACCCCUAACUUCCUCAAAGUCAUCCCAGCGGUCAGCAUCUCCUACGUGGUGUACGAGCACAUGAAGAAAGUUCUCGGGGUGGGUUACUAGAGUGAGACAAAGGAGAGGGAUUCAUGACAAAAAAGGACAGAGAGGCAAAAACUUCAUUGUGCUUGUGAGAAGAACAGGAGCAGUGAUGAUACAUCUCCUCAGACACUGACGGAAAAGAAAGGAAGUCUGGGACGAGGAGAGAAGUGAAAAGAGCCAUUUAAGGUGGUACUGGUGUAUGCUGCACUUCCUGUUGACUCAGUCAAAUUCAAGCUUGAGUAGCUUGCAGGUAGUUUGCAGGCAGAAUAUAUACAUUUGUGAAUUUGGGAGGAUUGGUUAAUAAGGUAAAUGUCUGUCUUCUCUGAAACCAUUAUGCCACAUACAUAUGGGAGAUGCACAAUAUAUUUGGAUUUUAACCAAUGCCUCGACUUGGUCCAAAGCACACAGUUGGACAGCAAAAAUAUUCUGAAGUGGAAACAGACAACUUUUAAUAUUAUAUACCAAUAUACCAACACACCCCUGCUUCCACUGUUUCGAAGUGGUAUUUUUUUGUUGGUAUUGCUGUUGCAAAGACAAUGGGAUCUCUUUGUUUUCCUCAGAGCCUAGCAACUAUCACGUUACUUCUGCUGUCCACCAUUUCUGCUUAUGUGGAUACAAAAUCACUAUCCUUCUCCUGUUUUGGUUGCAUAAUGGUUGACACACUUCCUUUGUGCCAUAAAUGGAGCAUUCACUUUCCCAGGAGAUCGUACAGAAUUGCAUAGUGAAUGUGGGGCUUAUAGGUAACCAACUGAAACACUGAUAGUGUCAUUGCUAUAGUCAUUACACUGUGCAAUCAACAUUUAUUUAUAAUGGUGAGUUAAGACAAAAAAACUUUUCCACUUUUUUUUUCCACAUUAAAGGUUUUGACACACCAAGCUGACAGUUGGCCGUAGGUCAGAGUUGGGCCGCUGGUGAGCAUCUGCCACUCUUGUCGGUACGGUGUGUCCAGCACCAUCUGCCCUUGUCGGUGCUAGUUGGCCGUUUUUUCCACAGACUCAUAAUGUUCAAUUGGCAUUGGUACAACAGAGCCCGUCAGUGAAUGAAAUCCCUCUGAUUGGCAGCUUAGUGCACGAGAAGACAAAUGUAAACAAAGAGCUAAAGUCAAGAAGGAGUGGGGUUGGAACAAACUUGUUACAUAAGCUAAGAUUAUUUUUCUUCAGCCACUGAACUCUUAACCAGAAAUGCAAACUGAUGGUUUGUGCUACUGUUCUCUGGCACACACUUUGUUCUUUUUAAACAUUGGAUUGUGUUGUUAAUAGCUAACUUGCAAACUAGCAUCAAGACAGUCUUCCGGUUUCCCUUUUUGAAUAAGGAUUACAGACUGCCGUCUGCUGGCAUGAAGGCGUAUGUCCUCACACAGACGCAGAGCACACAUGCCUGUUGGCCAUUGGUUUGGUUUGUUCAUUUGCAACUUUUUGUAUGAGGCGCCUGGACAAGAGGCAAUGCAGCAGGGGGCUCUCAUCACCAUGAGUUCUCCAUUGUUGGUUUGGUGUGUCUGGGCCUUAAUGCAAGUAUGCAAGUUGUUUGUUUAGGCUUAGGCAUCUAACAUUCUAAGUUGCUACCUGUGACAGGUCAUAUUACUUCUGAAAUACCAGGGUAAACAGUAGACCGUACAAAGUAAUCUACCUGCAAAUGUGUGCUUGCGUUAACCUGAUUGUAACUGCUGCAUGACGUUACAUUGUGUUGCAGCAAAAGUCAGGUCUAACAGUUUUGUUGGAUGCUUGUGCUUGUUUUUUCUGGAGCUCUCUCUGCAUUAGUUUAGUAAGCAUGAGUUUAAUAGUAAAAAACAAGAUAUAAGCAAACCCACAAACUGUCAUCACCUUGUGAUUUAAGAUGUUGCUAAAGCCUAAUAGCUUAUUUGCAUAUGAUGUCAUACAUCAGUGCGCUGUCCAGAUGGAGGGCAGGAAACUGGAGCAGACCACCAACACUGCACAAAUGCUUAUAAUUUAGUAUUUUAUUUAGUAUUAUUUCUGGGAACAGUUGACCAAUUCGAAAGAAAGUAGUAGCUAAAGUUAGCUAACAUUAGCUAGUAACAUUAGCCUGACAGUGAUGCGUCCAUGUACCGAGCUGAAAUAUAAAAGACAAUUAUACUUCAGCACAUCUUCUCAUCUGGCCAAAAACUAGACGGCAGUUGUUUCAGUCAUGGACCCAACUGCACACAAAUCAGAAUCCACUAGACUCCUGUAUACAUUUAUUGGUUCCUCCAUAUCUAAUUCAAGCAGUAUAUGGAUUCAUUACUUCCUGCCCUCCAUCUGGAUGUUGCAUCUCAUAAUAGUCAUGUGAUUGCAAACAAGCUAUUGGCGCUCAGAAGUGCUUGACAUAACCUAUUUCUUUAGGCCAGUGAGAAGAGCCCAGCCAAAAACAGGCAGAAAAGCUGUCAUUUGGAGUUACAAAAACAGUUUGAACUCUCUGAGAAAAUGUUGUGUUCUCGUAGGAAUCCAUCAUUCGAGGAAGAGAAAGUUAGAAAAAUACCAAUGUCAUUCUUCACUCUGAGAAGUUAUUGCUCCAAUGGUACUUUCAGACAGUGAGUGGUUACCACAGCUGCCUCUGUUCCCUGUGUGAACUGAGGUUGGUCGAGGCAUCAAGGAGAACUGCCGCUUUCUUAAAAACAGCUACUGGCUGAAUAUCCGACAAUAGUUAAAGUUUUAUCAAAUUGCCUGCAUGGCUUGCCAUGUAACCAUAACCACAGUAACCGUAACCACACCAAGUGAAACAAUGCAGGAGCCCAUGUUAUUGGUUCAAGUUCCCUGAAUUACACACCUCUACUUGCCUGAUAUCAGACAGAACUGUCAACUCAUUAUACUCUUUCCUCUCUAAGGGACCUGACACACCAAGGCGACGGUCAGACAUCGGUCAGUGUUGGGCCUUUGAUGAGCGUAUGUUGCCCUAGUUUUUGUGACAUGUCUUGCAUCAUUGGCACUAGUCUGACAUUGUGGGUGGGUUUUUGGCUAUUUUAGCAUGUUGAAUCAGCCUUGGAGUUGACCAUUGACUGUAAUCUUUGCUGUGGGUUCAGAGGCAACUUUUUGACCAGACAUGGGCGAUAUGAGACUGCACAACUGCCGGCCUUCAUCACCACUAGUUCUUUGAUGUUGUUUGGUGUGUCUGGGCCCUAACCGACUUCUGUGGGAGGGGGAUUUGAUUUUCCCUAACCAGUCAUGAGAGGCCAACAUAUCAGUCUGAAUCAAAUACCAUUUUAAGUCCACAGUGAUGUGUAGACAUGCCAACAUAUCAGUUUUGCUGGGGGUUUGAGAGUGGAGCAGAGCAAAGGGAAAUAAACUAUAAUGUCGGGUGAUACUGACAAAAGAUGUUGAUUUCAGAACAGCUUCAAUAGCAGAGUAUAUAUCUACAGCACUUACCACUGUUGUUACUUCUCAUUGGUUCCAGUACACCUCUUGACAAUAUUAGACAACAGCUUGACAGCAGUGUUAGUUCUGCAGCGCUUAUGGGUUGUUUUUUAUUUUAACCGAGAAGCCACUGUUUCAUGUUACAGUGCCAGCAGAAUCAUGAACUUGGUGGUGUGGGCAGAUUCAAAGGACUGGACUCUGGCAACAUCUCUACACCAGCAGUAAACAUACAAAUGAAUAAAAAUGGUAUUGGAGCAGCACCAGCUUUGAUGUGUGGUUCAGUCUGGGCUAGUAAACAGAGUUUAUCAUAUUAGUUAGCUAAUCGUAUUUCACGUAUUAACUUUUUGCUAGCACUUUAAAGCUAUAACCCACUCUGUUAAGGUACAUCAUGAGACUAGAGGUAGUAAAUGGCGGGAAGAUGGAGGUUGUUGGUGGAAUUUGACCUAGCCAGUAGCUGUGGUUGUGCCCUUUUGCCUCUCUUUCUAACUACGGAAAAACUGACAUGAAAAGGAGACUACGAGGAUGAUGUUUCUCACUCCUUCCAACAAUAUUUUAUCAUUAAAACCAGUUUGUAAAUUGGUAAAAAAGAACUAUGAGAUGGUGGAGAGGGCUCCUGAGUUACCAAAUCACACACAGCAAGAAAAUGUUGAUCAGCAGCUUCAUAAGUCAGCUGAAGACCAAACUCUUAGUCUGUCAGUUUUAUUGCCUCUUUUGGGGAACUUGUGAUGGUGAGAUGAAAUACUUAAUGAACAUGGCCUCUGGUAGGCGUACACUGCGCAAUGCAUUCCCAUUCUUCCUUUACACUCUCAUUGUGGUACACUGUACUGUACUGUCAUCUCAACAGGACUGAAGCAGGGACUGUUCACCCUGUAGACACACAGUAUUACCAAACCAGAAAGAACAUUUCUAUCCACUGAAAAAAGACAUGGAAUCUACUCAGUGAACUUUUUUAUAAAAAAAAAAAAAACUUUAAUGUGCUGAGGACAAUUUUCAGUGGUCUAACUCUUAGCAUGUCAUUCAUUAUGAUCUCAAAUCAUUUGACUUUGAAAUGAUACAGAUAUUUGAGGUUCAGGAGGUACUCCUUGAAUUUAUGAAAUAUUGCCGUCCAGAUACUUCAAAGACUCAGGUUGUAGGGUGGUAACUAAGUGGACUCUAGUUUCAUGGCAGUGUAGUACAAUGGUAUAUGCAAAGACAGCACACCCAACCUCUCCAGGUAAAGAGUAUCUCUAUUACACGUGCCCCAAAUGCAAUGUUUAACCACGACAAGCCCGAAAUCCACAAAGCGAGCCUGAUAAUGAAGAAAAUCUAAAACAAUUGCAUGAGAGUCCAUGGAGCACAAUAAAGUAGUUGUCAGACCCUGGUUGGAGCUGGCCGAUGCUAAACUAUGAUGAGCCAGUCUGCAUUCUGUUCUGUUGUAGAUAUUAAAUAGUAAAUUUCUGAUAUUUUUCUUAUAUGAUAUCAGUAGUACAUAGGGACCAUUAGGUUGCGUGUUCUGUCCGAUAAAAGCUUCAUAUUAAAGUGCUGCUGCUGCCAUAUUGGCUAUGUCCACCUGAUUGCUGCCAUCAAACUAGAGGCCUGUGUGUUUUGUGUUGCAUUAUGAAACAUUUGGAAGCAGAUGAUUUGUCAUCCCAAAUAUUCCAAGUCAUCUGAUUUUCUUACUUGUAACAUUUUAUGAACUCAAAGCAUAUUGAACAUUAUUCCCUGCACUGGAGCUUCUACCUUUAGUCAGAAUCUGAGGUGCAAGUGUCAUAUCAUGGGAUCAACAACAAUUAUAAGAGAAAAAAAGGAAACAAAUGAUAAAGUGUGCCUCAGUGCAUGUUUUUUUAAAUCAUAUUUAGGUUUAAACUGAAUAUGAACUGCACAAAAAGAUUCUCCAGUAGUUUGUUGGUGCAGUUUUGAAGCAGCAGCAUGUGAAGGGAGUGGUGAUACACCCCCAUAGACUUUGAAUGUCAUUAUUUGCAUAGUAGACAAACACAUAUAUCUUCUAUAUUAUUAUGCUUAUGAAUGCCUAAGUCCCUGAAGAGUUAUAUUUUUCCUCCCUUGCAAGCGUACUUGAAACGAUGAAUGCUUGUUGCCACUGGGGCCUUGCAAGCAUGACAUAGAAUAUUUGUAAAGCAUGAGUGCAUGUUUCCAAGCCUUCUGUGAAAAUGAAGCUUAAGUGUGUGAGGACUUUAUUGCC
Molecule: messenger RNA, 7542 nt
Organism: Epinephelus fuscoguttatus (brown-marbled grouper)
Lineage: Eukaryota; Metazoa; Chordata; Actinopteri; Perciformes; Serranidae
Product: calcium-binding mitochondrial carrier protein SCaMC-3-like
Exons: 10
Coding region: 580-2043 (487 amino acids)
Biological process (GO): transmembrane transport
Molecular function (GO): calcium ion binding; ATP transmembrane transporter activity
Source: RefSeq, a predicted model, not a curated record